Messenger RNA from Volvox carteri f. nagariensis, 781 nucleotides. RefSeq lists its product as uncharacterized. Gene Ontology annotation, molecular function: protein tag activity. NCBI's taxonomy places the organism in Eukaryota, Viridiplantae, Chlorophyta, Chlorophyceae, Chlamydomonadales, Volvocaceae. Gene Ontology annotation, cellular component: cytoplasm; nucleus. The transcript has 5 exons. Bases 239 to 538 code for a protein of 99 amino acids. Gene Ontology annotation, biological process: protein urmylation; tRNA thio-modification. The record is from RefSeq and is a predicted model, not a curated record.
UGCCUUUGCCAUACUUGUUGGCGUAACCCUAAUGAGCAUUGUAGCAAGGCACACAGAUCAAACUUUUACUCGCUUAGUGGUUGUACAGCCUCAAAAUGAACUGUUUUUUGUCUGGUUGGUAGUGAGUUAAUUUCCAUUUACUUCACUUAGGUGCCCCUGUCUGCGGUUGUGGUAGAAGAGGCCGGUGGUUGGAGCUGUCGACCCUCCUCCGUAGAGGUGCCUGUGCAAUAGUUCAGCCAUGGUCCGAGUCCGUAUCGAGUUCAGCGGCGGCCUGGAGCUCCUUUUCGGCAACCAAAAGGAGCAUGAUGUCGAUGUCCCUAUCCAGGCGGGACAGGGGUUGACGGCAGGGCAACUUAUAGCCUGGGCACGUGACAACAUGUUGAGAGAGCGACCUGAGCUCUUUGUGAAAGGCAGCUCUGUGCGUCCGGGGAUACUCGUCCUAAUCAACGAGUGCGACUGGGAGUUGAGUGGGGCUACCGAAUCUUUUAUAAACGACGGCGACCAUGUGGUGUUUAUAUCGACGUUGCAUGGUGGUUGAGCUGUCAGGAAAGCGUCUACCGCAAGUUCGGUCCAUUAGUACCUUUUAAUGAAAGAAUAGCUUGUCCAUGGAUGCGAUGAUUGCUAUGCUUGGAUUUUUGGUUCUGGAGCUGAGUCUGGUAAACCGAAGGCAUAUCGUGUAGGGCUUGUUGGGUAGAUAGGAACGUGAGCAUAUGAAAUUUCAAGUAAUACUUACCCAAAUGUGGCAGUGUACAUGACGUUAUUGUAAGAGACGGACGGAUUG